UUAUGCUAAUAUUCGAGAUGGGAAAGAUGGGAUAGCCACUCGACAUCGAAACGUUUUAAAGGUAUUAAAACAAAAAAUGGAACAAAAACAAAGGACCAUGGAGUAUAUUGCCAUUCAGAUACAAGAUAUCCAGAAACAAUUGAGCGAUAGUCAAAAAUUUAGCACGAAUAUCGAAUCUAUUCAACAAGAAUCUUCGGUUGUGACAAAACUUUCUGAAACAAAGACACAAGAUACACAUUCCAUAGGAAAAAGAGAUACAUAUGGGCGUCCUGUUAGUCCUUACAAUUAUAAAUCAGGACUUGUGUGCAAAGUUUGCAAAAUGGGGUACAAAGGUCCAAUUGGACCUAAAGGUGAAGAUGGCUUACCAGGUAGAAAUGGUGCCCUCGGAUUUAAUGGAAAAGAUGGAAGUGUAGGUAAUGAUGGUAAGCUAGGUGCCUCUGGAUUACAUGGAAAAAUGGGUUUUCCCGGACCUCCAGGUAUACCAGGAAUACCUGGAAGAGAUGGAAAACCGGGCGUUUCAGGUUCAAGAGGCAAUGAUGGAUCACCCGGAAAAGAUGGGGAAGAUGGUAUUAAUAUUUCUGAACAGGGAAAGCCAGGGGAACAGGGCAAAAUGGGUAAAAACGGUAAUAUGGGAUUUUCCGGUCGAACGGGUGAGCCUGGUUGGGCCGGCAGACCAGGUAGGGAUGCACAACCGGGAGAACCAGGAUUGAGGGGUAGACCAGGUCCUCCAGGCAAGGAUGGAAAACCAGGGAACAAUGGAAAUGACGGGUAUGACGGAAAGCUUGGACCAAAUGGUUUACCCGGCAAAAUAGGGAAAACAGGAAGACCAGGGUCAAAAGGUAUAGGUGGAUUACCUGGUCAAAAUGGUCGACCCGGGAAAAAAGGUCCACCAGGGAAUAAUGGAAAAAAUGGGAAAGAUGGACUGCCUGGAAAAAAUGGUAUAGAUGGAGAAGAUGGAACAACAGGAUCGAGAGGUGACCCGGGAAAGAGUCUAGACGGUUUAGAUGGAGAACCAGGUUUAAAUGGCAAGCCAGGCAGUGACGGAAUUCCGGGAAAAGAUGGAUUGAACGGCUUGCCUGGCCUAACAGGUGAAGUCGGUAUCCCAGGGCCAGAUGGAAUACCCGGCCAACCGGGUAAACCAGGGUCAAACGGAAAACUAGGAGUUGACGGGAACCCGGGGCAAGAUAGUCUCAACAACACUGAUGAAAUAGGGCCAAAGGGUUUAAUAGGAAGCCCAGGGAAAAAUGGUCAAACGGGAAUCGACGGCAAACCGGGUAAACCUGGAAGACCAGGAAAAGAUGGUCAACCGGGGUAUGAUGGACAAGAUGGAACUGAUGGGACUACGGGUUCUCAAGGAAUUAGAGGAACAAAUGGUAGACCGGGAAAGAUGGGAUUAGUGGGGGACCUAGGUGUUAUAGGCGAAAAAGGACAGAAAGGCCCAGAAGGAUUUAAAGGUGAACCUGGCAAAGACGGAGCUAGAGGCAAAGAUGGAGAUCCUGGGGCAUAUGGAUCGCCCGGAGAACCGGGAGAUGAUGGUGUGGAUGGUAAAGAAGGAUCCGGUGGUAAAAAGGGCCUCAUGGGAUUGCUUGGCAAAGAUGGAAUACCUGGUGUGGCAGGUAAACCUGGGGCUAGUGGAAAUGAUGGUCUAGAUGGUUUGCCCGGGAAAAACUAUAAAUGUGAUUGUAAGAAAACUAACCAAUUAAACGGGGAAGGUAAAGUAACUUACACCAGACACGGUAGAUCAUCUUGUCCUUUAGCCAAUGAUGCGACUGAAUUGUAUAAUGGCUACAUGGCUUCCGGGCACUUUUUGUAUACGGGAAGCGGAGGCGAUUUUCUGUGCCUGCCAAGUGAUGCCUCUUUUUCCAAAUACACCGAUGUUUUCGACUCAAAGGCUAAAAUAUUUGCCGUAGUUUUUCGUGUAAGCCCUAACAAAAGCCCAUUUUGGCAUCCUCUAGAAAGCAACAGUACACUGUGUUGCACCGUAUGUCACGUGCCUCGUAACACAGCACUCAUGAUACCGGGUGAUAUGUAUUGUCCUCAAGGAUGGACCAAAGAAUAUUCGGGGUUUCUUAUGGCUGCUGCGGCCCAUAACACGCGUACCUCGUUUGUUUGUGUAGAUGAGGACCCAGAGGGACAAAGCAUGAGACCAGACGAGCUAGGUGGUUCCAAUUUGUACGUGGUAGAAGUCCAGUGCGGAAUAUUGCCUUGCAUAAAAUAUCCCAACGGCUACGAAAUACCUUGCGUUGUUUGUACUAGGUGAUAUAUUACAUCAUGAGGUUGGGGAUUUUUUAAAAUUUAUGAUUUAUGUUACAAUUUAAUAAAUUUUCGACA
Messenger RNA from Gordionus sp. m RMFG-2023, 2331 nucleotides. RefSeq names its product collagen alpha-1(IV) chain-like. The record is from RefSeq and is a predicted model, not a curated record. The transcript has 12 exons. Bases 77 to 2260 code for a protein of 727 amino acids. Lineage: Eukaryota; Metazoa; Nematomorpha; Gordioida; Chordodea; Parachordodidae.